This is a messenger RNA of Acromyrmex echinatior (Panamanian leafcutter ant), 786 nucleotides long. RefSeq lists its product as uncharacterized. The record is from RefSeq and is a predicted model, not a curated record. Gene Ontology annotation, molecular function: nucleic acid binding. Gene Ontology annotation, biological process: DNA integration. Lineage: Eukaryota; Metazoa; Arthropoda; Insecta; Hymenoptera; Formicidae.
AUGUGCACUGGGACAUCCAACGAGCUGAUGAAUCGUCUACGGUUGCUCGACGCUUCGUACCGAGCGGGCAACAACGCUCAUGACAACGAGAUGCUGUCGAUUAUCGAAGAAGAUCCAGCGAAAAGAGAAAAAUUAACUCCGAGAGACGUCGAGGAAUUGCACGCUCCAGCGAGAAGAAAUUUUCCACGAAGACGCGUCAUAGUUCGAGGAUAUGACGAUCUAUGGCAGGCUGAUAUCGUCGAGAUACGUCCGUAUUCGAGCUUCAACAGAGGCUACUACAUACUCACCAUCAUCGAUGAGUUGAGCGCGUGGGCCAGACCGUUGAAGAGCAAGGGUGGAAGCGAGACGGCUGAUGCUAUAGUUGUUGAGAUAAUUCGAGUAAGUGGAAGAUGUCCUAAAAAUUUACAAACGGAUAUGAGGAAGGAGUUUUACAACGCUGAUGUGCAAAAAAUCUUGAAAAAACACGACGUUAAUCACUAUUCCACGUAUUCGACGUUGAAAGCGUCGGUAGUCGAGCGGUUUAAUCGCACACUCAAAAACGACAUGUGGAAGAUGUUUACACUCCUCGGCAAUUACCAGCGUGCCAAUCCCGUAACCUAUCUACUCGAAGACUAUCACGGAAAAUCCGCUGGUGCGUUCUACGAACACGAGUUGCAUCGCGAUACUCAUCCGGACGUGUAUCUCGUGGAGAAAGUACUGCACAGGAAGAGAAAUAAGGUGUACGUCAAAUGGCUGGGAUUCGAUGGAUCGCACAAUUCAUGGAUACACAAAAACAAUGUCAUUUGA